AUGUCCAACCUCAUCGCCACCAAGCGAGUAGACCUCCUCGCCCCCUACCUCGCCCUCGACCAGGGUGACCGUAUCCAGGCCGAGUACAUCUGGAUUGACGGCGACGGCGGUUUGCGAUGCAAGACCACCACCGUCGACAAGCCCCCCGCUUCCGUCCAGGACUUGAAGGAGUGGAACUUUGACGGCUCUUCCACCAACCAAGCCCCCGGUGAAGCCUCCGACGUCUUCCUCCGUCCCGUCGCCAUGUUCAAGGACCCUUUCCGAGGUGGCAAGAACAUCCUCGUCCUGUGCGAGUGCUACGACCACGACGGCUCUCCCAACAAGUCCAACUACCGUGCCCACUGCAAGAAGGUGAUGGACGCCGCCAAGUCUACUGAGCCCUGGUUCGGUCUCGAGCAAGAGUACACUCUCUUUGACGCCGACGGACAAAUCUUUGGCUGGCCCAAGAACGGUUUCCCAGGUCCCCAGGGUCCCUACUACUGUGGUGUCGGUGCCGGUAAGGUGUUUGCCCGUGACUUUAUCGAGGCACACUACCGCGCUUGUCUCUACGCCGGUGUCAACAUCUCCGGUAUCAACGCCGAAGUCAUGCCUUCUCAAUGGGAGUUCCAGAUCGGUCCUUGCGAGGGUAUUGAGAUGGGCGACCACCUUUGGAUGGCCCGUUUCCUUCUUCUCAGGAUCGGUGAAGAGUGGGGUAUCACUCCUUCCCUCCAUCCCAAACCCAUCAAGGGCGAUUGGAACGGUGCAGGAUGCCACUCCAACUUUUCCACCGUCGCCAUGCGUACCCCCGGCAAGGGUAUGGCCGCUAUCGAAGACGCCAUCAAGAAGCUCGAAAAGAAGCACCUCGAGCACAUUGCUGUCUAUGGCGAGGAUAACGACCAGAGGUUGACCGGCAAGCACGAGACGGCGUCCAUGACUUCCUUCUCUGCUGGUGUCGCCAACCGAGGCGCCUCUAUCCGUAUCCCGAGGCAUGUUGGCGUCCAGGGCUAUGGUUAUCUCGAAGAUCGACGACCUGCGUCCAACAUUGAUCCUUAUCGAGUCACCUCCAUCAUCGUCGAGACCACCGUGCUCAACUAG
Cryptococcus wingfieldii CBS 7118 is the source of this 1074-nucleotide messenger RNA. Its product is annotated as glutamine synthetase. Gene Ontology annotation, cellular component: cytoplasm. Lineage: Eukaryota; Fungi; Basidiomycota; Tremellomycetes; Tremellales; Cryptococcaceae. Bases 1 to 1074 code for a protein of 357 amino acids. The record is from RefSeq and is a predicted model, not a curated record. The transcript has 6 exons. Gene Ontology annotation, molecular function: glutamine synthetase activity.